CCUUUUUUCCCCUUUUGGUUGGGGAUCAAUCUCUCCCAGAGAAGUUCAGGGAAACAGGAUUUCAAAAAAACAAAAUUGAAUUCCAUAGAGCUUCUCAUUUUCCUCUCCCAAAUUCACCACCUUCUUUAAGUGAUCUAGAAAGGAGGAGUCUAUGGCGUACAAAGUGGAUCAGGAGUACGAUUAUCUGUUCAAGGUUGUGCUAAUCGGAGAUUCGGGCGUGGGGAAGUCGAACAUCCUCUCACGGUUUACGCGCAAUGAGUUCUGCUUAGAGUCUAAAUCGACCAUCGGUGUUGAAUUCGCCACGAGGACUCUCCAGAUAGAGGGAAAGACGGUGAAGGCGCAGAUAUGGGACACAGCUGGCCAAGAAAGGUACCGGGCCAUCACGAGCGCGUACUACAGAGGUGCGGUCGGUGCGCUCCUGGUCUACGACAUAACCAAGCGCCAGACCUUUGACAAUGUCCAAAGAUGGCUCCGCGAACUACGGGACCACGCAGACUCGAACAUUGUCAUAAUGCUGGCAGGGAACAAGUCCGACCUCAACCACCUCCGAGCAGUCUCAUCAGAGACCGCCCAGGUCCUGGCCGAGAAGGAAGGCUUGUCCUUUCUGGAGACAUCUGCGCUAGAGUCAUUCAACGUCGAGCAGGCGUUCCAGACGAUUCUGAUAGAUAUCUACCACAUCAUUAGCAAGAAGGCGCUCGCAGCCGAGGAGGCGGCUUCAGGCAUCGGGAUUCCUCAAGGAACGACCAUCAACGUCGGGAAUCUAUCGGGUAAUUUUGGCCGGAGAGCUUGCUGUUCGAAUUGAUAUGGGGGAUACGAAGUAAUGGACCACGAGAGGAUUUGAAUCAAUGGAUGAAAUAUAGAGUACUCUCAUGGCUCUUAAUCUUUUGAUUUUAGAUUCUUUCAAAUAUUUCUCUCUUCUUUUUCUUUUUUUUCCCUUUUCGGUAUAGUGUGGGGGUUGGAAACCACUUAUGCAUUGUAACUUUAUCAUAUCUCUAUCUCUUUAAUCUUCCUUUUUGUACGUUAAUUGAUGUAUUCACUCUUGAAAAUACAGUUUCUUUCUCUUGAUAUUUC
This is a messenger RNA of Punica granatum (pomegranate), 1071 nucleotides long. The record is from RefSeq and is a predicted model, not a curated record. NCBI's taxonomy places the organism in Eukaryota, Viridiplantae, Streptophyta, Magnoliopsida, Myrtales, Lythraceae.